This is a messenger RNA of Colossoma macropomum (tambaqui), 2887 nucleotides long. RefSeq lists its product as uncharacterized. The coding region runs from base 1063 to 2178 and encodes 371 amino acids. The record is from RefSeq and is a predicted model, not a curated record. Lineage: Eukaryota; Metazoa; Chordata; Actinopteri; Characiformes; Serrasalmidae. The transcript has 4 exons.
CAUGUCGUUAUCCUUAGAGGAGUUGUGCGCCAUGGUGAAUGUCUCCUAUGAGGAGGUGAAAAACAUACGCCUUAAUAAUGAACGAGAUGACGACGAGGGAGUGCAGAAUAGCGCAGACAUUAGUGAAAGUAUGCACAGUGAUUUCAGUGAGAGGAACCAUGAUGUUCAUCCACAGAACAGGCCUACACCAGAAGCAGACGGAGAGGGCUGUAUCUGCAGAUCUAUGAUCACGUGUUGGAACAUAAGCAGACAGACAUUUUGUGAUGUAAGCGGGUGUUGUGAGGUCAUUUAGAGCCUUAAAAACUAGAAGCAGAACUUUAAAGUAUGUACUAAAAGAUACAGGUAGCCAGUGCAGUUCUUUUAAAAAAGUGACAUGAGCUUUCUUUUUCGUUUUUGUUAGGAUCUGUGCUGCUACAUUAUGUACGAGUUGUAGAGGAUGAAUUGUUUUUUGAAGAAGCCCAGUAAAAAGAUCAAUAAUGUGAUCAACUCUGCUUGUAACAUGCAUGAAAAAGUUUGUCUGCGUCGCUCUGAAAUAGAAAAGGCUGCACUUUAGCAAUAUUUUUCAAAUAGUAAAAAGCUACUUUAGUGACUGCCUUCAUAUGUGGGAUAAAACACAACUCAGAGCUCUCAGAGAUUACACCAAGGUUUCGUACUUCAGGUUUAGGCUAAAGAACUUGGCUUCUCACAAAGCAUUCUUCUUUGAAUUCUUAUAGAAGGACCAGUAUUUUUUUCAUGAUUUAGUUGACAUUUUUGUGACAUCCACUGCGAAAUAUCUGACACACACCUGGUAAGCCUGUCAACAGAGCCUUGAUGUUCAGAAGGAAUAGAAAUUGAUAUUAUGUUUCCUAAUGACACCACUUAGAGGAAACAUGUACAAAAGAAAAGGAUGUGCCCCAAAAUUGAAACUUGUGGGACUCCACAAGAAAUAUUAAAUGCUAAAUUAACAUGGAUUUACCUUAUCAGGAGUGGGAUAUACCUUGGACGGAAUCCAUUUACAGGUUUCACUAAAAUACGUCCCUACUGUGACCAGAUGCGAUCCAACUGUCCAUUCCCCCAUAAAAAAUGUCUGGCAGUGAUUCAGAGGAGGAAGAGUCUCAACAGCUGAAAAGGAAAAGAGGACCAACAAAGUGGAAACGUAACAUUCAAAAAAGGAGGCGAAUGGAGGGGAAGUCGUACAGAGGAAAACAGAAAGAUGUGGGAGAAGUGACCAGAGCGGCACGUGUCAUGGGACCAGGAUGUGGGUCAGAAGCCUGCAAAAAGUCUGCUAAACGUUUCUGCCAUACUUUCAGUGAAGAGGACAGGCAGAGAAUCUUCCAGCACUUUUGGCAGAAUAUGAACUGGGAAGAGAGGAGGAUCUAUGUGGCGGGGCUAGUUGACCAUACCCCAGUGGCACGGAAAAGGUCCAUGAGUCAGGAUUCAAGACGAUUGUCAACACUUUCCUACCAUCUCAAUGUAGACGGUGAGAAGAGAAGGGUGUGCAAAAAAUUUUUUUUGUCAACUCUAGGGCUAGGAGAAUGGUCGGUUGCACAUUGGGUGCAGGCCAGCGAACCCGAGAAGAACGGCAGCGAAACAGUUGUUGAGGAUCAAGCCCUGGCAGCUCUUCAGGCCUUUCUUAGGGACUUGCCGAAAGUGCCCUCUCAUUAUUGCCAGUCCUCAUCCUCCAAGUUAUUCUUAGAGCCCAUGUUCCAGUCCAUGUCAGAGUUACACAGAGUUUACCAGCGUCACUGUGAGGAAGAGCUCCAGACAACGCCACUGUCCAGAGAAAUUCUUAUGGAUGAGUUCAACCAUCUCAAUCUAGCCUUAUACCACCCAAAGAACGACCAGUUUGAUACCUGUUGCUCACACGAAGGCCAUGCGAAACACGAAGCACAGCUAAACCACUGCCUAAUAAAAGAGGAGGCAUGUGAGGAAAAAGAAGAAGAAAACGCUGCAGAUGAUGGGAAAAUGGUGUCUUGUAUGGAUCUGCAGACAUUUCUUCUUUUCCAAAAGCUGAAGGCAUCUUCCUUGUAUUAUAAGACCAAGCUGGCUUUACACAACCUUACUCUAUACAACAUGGCCAAUCAUAGUGGCACCUGUCAUGUAUGGCAUGAAGGAGAGGGAGGGUUGUCUGCAAAUGAAUUUGCCUCUAGCGUCUCAGAUUAUCUUCAGCAACAGCAGCAUGCUGAAGAAGCAGAGUAAUUUAUAUAGCGUAAUUUACAAACGUGAGCUUAGGCCAACAAAUUACUCCUCACCUCCACUUACUAUCUGUAUGCCAUUGACAGCCACAUUUCCUCUAAUGACAUUGCCCCAUAUCUUUAGACAGUGGCCUGUCAGUGGACAGUCAGCUUGGUUUGUCAGGACCCUUUCACAUUUUUGCUGUCCACAGCAAAGGGGAAAAUGUCCACCCAGUACACACCAAACUGCUCAUAAAGCAGCUGAUACAGGCAGUGGAGCAAGGCCAUGUCAAAACACAUGGUGAAGGAAAUGGAGCAGUGUGUAGCAGUUUACUCACGGCAUGAAGAUGUAGACCAGCUUCACGAGCCAGCGGAGGAGGUUGUUCAUACAGAUAAGAACCACAGAACCUAUAGCUGCAUGCAGAUCAUGUGGUCAGUUCAAUUUCCAUUGAUGGUCCACUUACGACAUUUGUCAUAGUUCAUUUUUACAUUAUCACUUUCCAUCUUAAACAGACUGUUUUGUUACUGUGCCUUUAAGACUAAUUUAUGUAAAUGAUCUCUGUUCAGAUGAUCUCUACAAUAUGACGGUAGACGAACAACUGCAAACCAGAUAUUCUGCUGUUUUCAAUGGUUCACCAAACAUUCUACCACUGCCACUGGAAACGGCAGCACCUCACAGUGGUCAGCAGAAUGUUCCGUUAGGAGUUCAGUGUUGGUAGAAUAUUCUGGGUGUU